CUCAAUUACGAUUAAUCAUAUAUCAUUCAGUACACAUUGAAUUCAUUCGUUCAAUUGAAAAAGUAAAAGAAAAAAAAAAUGUUUGCAAAAGCGGCUGUAGUUCUUUGCCUUCAAGUGGCAUUUUUCAACGUCGCCUACAACCAAGUGAUCAACAGGAUCCCGCUAGCAGAACUGCAAAAUCUCAUAGCAAACAAUGUCAUCCCGAUCGGCGCCAGCGUAGCAGCAACGCCAUGCGGAAACAUCGUCCCAGUUGGACCCCAAAUAGUCCCAGUUGGUCCCCAAAUAGUCCCAGCUGGUCCCCAAAUAGUCCCGUUUGGUCCGCAAAUCGUCCCAAUUGGACCCAAUGUUGUUGAACCAGUUCUAUCAGCGCCCGUUACCGUCCCAGCUACCACUACCAUCAUCCAAGACAGUUCUGUGGCAAAUAAUUUAGCCAAUGCCCUACAACUUUUGGUAGUAAGCAACCUUCUGAGUACCACCCUGCCAACGUCUGCACCACCAGUGGAAGUGGUGUCACCGUUGGCACUGAACGGGCAGCUGGGACAGCUGGGUUACAGUAUCCUGUAUUAAUUAGUGAUUUAAAUUAUUGCCAUUUAAAUAAAAGCUAUUUUAUUGAAUAGUGA
Molecule: messenger RNA, 620 nt
Organism: Plodia interpunctella (Indianmeal moth)
Lineage: Eukaryota; Metazoa; Arthropoda; Insecta; Lepidoptera; Pyralidae
Exons: 2
Coding region: 79-567 (162 amino acids)
Source: RefSeq, a predicted model, not a curated record